This is a messenger RNA of Larimichthys crocea (large yellow croaker), 370 nucleotides long. Its product is annotated as nicotinate-nucleotide pyrophosphorylase [carboxylating]-like. The annotation marks the transcript as partial. The transcript has 2 exons. NCBI's taxonomy places the organism in Eukaryota, Metazoa, Chordata, Actinopteri, Sciaenidae. Gene Ontology annotation, cellular component: cytoplasm. The record is from RefSeq and is a predicted model, not a curated record. Gene Ontology annotation, biological process: quinolinate catabolic process; NAD+ biosynthetic process. Gene Ontology annotation, molecular function: nicotinate-nucleotide diphosphorylase (carboxylating) activity.
GCUGUGAAAGCUGCCCGCUCAGUGUGUGGCUUCAGCAGUAAGAUUGAGGUGGAGUGCCACUCCGCUGAAGAGGGCAGAGAGGCGGCUGGAGCAGGAGCAAACAUUGUUAUGCUGGAUAAUAUACAACCUCAGGAGCUCCAUGUUGCAGCUCGAGCACUGAAGGAGAAGUUCCCAACUCUACUGAUAGAAGCGAGUGGAGGAGUGACUCCAGAGAACAUUGCUAUGUAUUUCUCCCCACAUGUGGACAUCAUUUCCCUGGGCUGUAUAACACAGGGCUGCCCUGUUGUUGACUUCUCUCUCAAGGUUCAAAAGCCUGUUAGUCACUCAAGCCUACAAGAACGAUGACCAUGACAGAUUGUAUGUACAGACA